AUGAAGUCAAUGAUUUUCCAGCUCGGUCGCAGUCUGAGGAGCUCCGCGCCCCUCAGCACGCUCCGCGGCGUCCAUUCGGCGGCGCGUCCCGCCCCCACUCGCAAGGCGGAACAGCCACUUACCCCCGAGGAGAUCUACGCCCGCGAGGAAAAGCAUGGUGCGCACAACUAUCAUCCCCUGCCUGUGGCGCUGCAGAGGGGAGAGGGAGUCUACGUAUGGGAUGUUGAAGGUAGCCGCUACUACGACUUCCUGAGCGCCUACAGUGCUGUCAACCAGGGCCACUGCCACCCAAAGAUCGUCGCCGCACUCACCGCACAAGCGUCCAAACUGACGCUGACCUCCCGUGCCUUCUACAACGACAUGCUGGGCGCUUACGCAGAGUUCGUCACCACCUUGUUCGGCUAUGACAAGGUCUUACCCAUGAACACAGGUGUGGAAGGCGGUGAGACGGCAUGCAAGUUGGCUCGUAAGUGGGCUUACAACGUGAAGGGGGUCCCCAAGAACAAAGCCAAGAUCGUCUUUGCAGAUGGCAACUUCUGGGGCCGCACCAUGGCAGCCAUAUCCAGCUCCACAGAUCCCAGCAGCUACGAAGGCUUCGGCCCCUUCAUGCCUGGCUUUGAGCUGGUCCCGUUUAACGACAUUCCGGCACUUGAGAAAGCCCUCCAGGAUCCAGAUGUCGCAGCUUUCAUGGUGGAGCCCAUCCAGGGCGAGGCGGGCGUGGUGGUACCUGACAAUGGGUACCUAACCCAGAUCAGAGAGCUGUGCACGCGCCACAACGUGCUGUGGAUCGCCGACGAAGUGCAAACGGGUCUGGCGAGAACCGGGAGGCGUCUGGCAGUGGACCACGAGGAAGCACGUCCAGAUAUUGUCAUCUUAGGAAAAGCACUCUCGGGAGGAGUUUACCCUGUGUCAGCUGUGUUGUGCGACGAUGAGGUCAUGCUGACCAUCAAGCCGGGCGAGCAUGGGUCCACGUAUGGAGGGAACCCCAUCGCUUGUCAGGUGGCCAUCGCUGCUCUUCAGGUGAUGGAGGAGGAGAAGCUGGCAGAAAACGCCGAACGCAUGGGCCAACUGUUGCGCUCGGAGCUGAGGAAUUUGCCUUCCGAUAUUGUGACGACAGUGCGCGGCAAGGGCCUGCUCAACGCCAUCAUCAUCAAAGAAACUGAAGACUGUGACGCGUGGAAGGUGUGCCUGCGCCUGCGCGACAACGGUCUGCUAGCAAAGCCCACGCACGGCGAUAUCAUCCGUCUGGCUCCGCCCCUUACCAUCAACGAGCCCCAGCUGAGAGAGUGCAUCGACAUCAUCCACAAAACCAUCUCGUCCUUCUAA
Nerophis lumbriciformis (worm pipefish) is the source of this 1326-nucleotide messenger RNA. The record is from RefSeq and is a predicted model, not a curated record. NCBI's taxonomy places the organism in Eukaryota, Metazoa, Chordata, Actinopteri, Syngnathiformes, Syngnathidae.